AUGUCAGCCGCGGGGAAGAUAUGGGCUCCAGUAGCCCUACGCUUCCUCCGCGUAGGCAUCACCAAAACCACAAAGAUGAUACGAACCAAACUCGCCGACGUCGCCGCCGCUCGUACCGCCGCCCAAGGUGAACUUGCCCGUAUCCCAAUCCGAACUACGCCCACCGGCCGCCAGCCCAUUCAUCCGGCCGCCCUCCUCAGGCAGAAGCGUGCCGGCCGCUGGUACUCGACCGCCCAGCAGAGCGUGAACAACACCGUCCGCCGAUGGAUCUCCACCGCCGGAGGUAGCAGUGGUAACGCCGCACCACGAUUCAACCGCGCCUCGUUCCCGACCUCGAACACAUCUCGCCGCGUCGGCCAGAACACGGGACGGGCACCCUGGGCGAGCACCCUCCGACCGAACCUCACCGGCGGUGCCAUCCCUCGCACCCAAGGCGGAUACAGCACUGGCGGUGGAGCCCGAUACUUCUCGCACACCCCGGCCGCCCCGGCCCAGGUGGUCCACAACGUCUCCGUCGCCAUGCGGGCCUUCUGCCUCUCAGGUAAGAAGGCGCGCUACGAUGGCCUCAACGCCCGCGGCGAGAUGUGCUACCGCGCCGUCUCGGAGCUCGAGCAGAACGCCUACGUCAAGAUGAUGGGUGCCGCCCGCGGUAACCCCGGUGCCUUCAUCGACUUCAAGCUCAACCCCACCAUCACGGCCCUGAGCCCCCUUGCCGCUGCCGCCGCUGCCGGUUUCACUUCCGCCGGCGCUGCUGCUCCCGCCGCCACCCUCAACGAGGAGGGUUUCCUCGACGUCCUGUCCGUCGACUUCGCCCGUGCCGUUAAGGACCUCGCCGUCAUAUUUGCCGACCUGAAGAGGAUUGCCCUCUUAGGCGACCUACCUGUGACGAUGGAGAAAGGAAGCGUGUUACGCGUACGGUUCCCCGGCGUAGAUGCCGAGACCGUCGAACGAUUGUGUGACGACUACGGUGUCCAGCGCGGCGUUGUCGGUGAAGACCCUGGCUUCGCAGCCGAGGCCGGCGUGCCGAUGGCUCUUCGUUUCCCCUUCGCCCCUGAUGUCGAGGGCGCCAAGACGAUCACUUCGCCGGGCGGUUCUCUCCGGUCGCUGUCUGGGUUGGACAUCGACGUUGACGUGGACGAGGCCUUCAUUGACGAAAUGGAGGAGCACUCCUGGAUGUCGGAUCCCGAGGGCUACGAGAGCAUGUCGCCCACGCCAAAGACGAGCGAGCAUGCUUCUGACGAUUACGAAGGCUUGGAGGGCAUUUAUCGUUUCCUAGAGGAAUGUGACCGUGCUAAGGGCCGGUACUGA
Molecule: messenger RNA, 1308 nt
Organism: Colletotrichum karsti
Lineage: Eukaryota; Fungi; Ascomycota; Sordariomycetes; Glomerellales; Glomerellaceae
Product: casein kinase II beta 2 subunit
Exons: 1
Coding region: 1-1308 (435 amino acids)
Biological process (GO): proteasome assembly
Molecular function (GO): proteasome binding
Source: RefSeq, a predicted model, not a curated record